Molecule: messenger RNA, 410 nt
Organism: Trematosphaeria pertusa
Lineage: Eukaryota; Fungi; Ascomycota; Dothideomycetes; Pleosporales; Trematosphaeriaceae
Exons: 2
Coding region: 70-336 (88 amino acids)
Biological process (GO): transmembrane transport
Cellular component (GO): membrane
Molecular function (GO): transmembrane transporter activity
Source: RefSeq, a predicted model, not a curated record
UGGCUCUCACUCUUGUACCUGCUCUCCUUCCUGGACCGAACCAACAUCGGUAAUGCACGUGUUGCGCACAUGGAGGAGGCUAUUGGUAUGGGUGGACGCGAUUACAACAACGCCCUGACCAUCUUCUUCAUCUCGUACGCCGGUGCUGAGCCAAUCACCAACCUUCUCCUGAAGCGCUAUUCGCCGCGCUAUUUCUUCACCACCAUCAUCCUGCUCUGGGGUGCGAUCAUGACCGUCAUGGGCUGCGUGCAGAACCAGGCUGGACUGCUCGCUUGCCGCUGGUUCCUCGGUCUUGCUGAGGCUGGUCUGUAUCCGGGUGUCAAUAACAGAAAAUAGCUGCUGGUACAAGCGUCAGGAGCUCGGUUUCCGCGCGGCGCUGUUCUUCUCGGCUGCCGCCCUUGCUGGUUCGU